CGCCCUCGGUGUCCACCUUUCUGCAUUAACUCUCUCUCUCUCUCUCUCUCUCUCUCUCUCUCUCUCUCUCUCAUUACAAAACCUGGACUUCGCUCAAAAGCCCUAUUGAAAGUUUUCGCUGUCUUCAAUCCAAUCUUACUCAUUCAUCCAUUGUCGUCGUAACCUUCGCUCAGAUCGUCAAAAUUGGAAGUGAAGUUCGGAAAUUCUUAACUUUUCAUUAGUUAAUCAAAGCGAAGAUCUCAACUGCGAUACACAUACAGAUCCACACAUAAACGAAGAGAUAUAUACGAAUGAGCUGAGAAAUUGUGAAGAAGUAAAGAUGGUGAAGCUGACAAUGAUUGCUCGUGUAACCGAUGGGCUUCCACUAGCGGAGGGACUGGAUGAUGGGCGUGAUUUACAGGAUGCUGAAUUUUACAAACAGCAAGUCAAGGCUUUGUUCAAGAACCUUUCAAGAGGACAGAAUGAACCUUCAAGAAUGUCGGUUGAAACGGGGCCAUACAUUUUUCAUUAUAUUAUUGAGGGGCGUGUUUGCUAUUUGACCAUGUGCGAUCGUGCGUAUCCAAAGAAACUUGCCUUUCAGUACUUGGAAGACCUUAAAAAUGAGUUUGAGCGUGUUAAUGGGAGUCAAAUUGAAACUGCUGCUAGACCUUAUGCUUUCAUAAAAUUCGAUACAUUCAUACAGAAGACAAAGAAACUGUACCAGGACACACGGACUCAGAGGAAUAUUUCAAAGCUGAAUGAUGAACUCUAUGAAGUUCACCAAAUUAUGACUCGCAAUGUACAGGAAGUUCUCGGUGUUGGUGAAAAGUUGGACCAGGUCAGUCAAAUGUCCAGCCGCUUGACAUCAGAGUCCCGCAUAUAUGCUGAUAAGGCAAAGGAUUUAAAUCGGCAGUCAGCUGGGGCAUAUUGGGACUGUCUAGAUGUUACAUGAGCCUUAUGGACAAUCCUUGUGAGGAUCAGCUGAUUCCUGCAUAUUAACAUGGUUUGAUUCACCAUAAAAAAUAUGAAGAUUAGUCUUCGUUGAUCAAGCAUUCCUCCAUGUGUUUUUUUUUAACAUCCUUCAAUGUGUAAUUGGCCUACUGAUUUCACAGUAUUUUUUUAUGCUUUGGAAUCUUGGACCUCAAUCUAAUACUAGCUUGUUUCCCGAAAGUCCAUGGCAAUCUUCAUCUCUCCACUUGAAACUUCUGAUGAAGAUCUACGGUACGACUUACGAGUAUAUCAGAUACAGGGUUACCUGAUAUAGAGGAUGUACAGAUGAUAUUGUUCUUACUUUAAAUAUGCAAUUGCAACUUGACCUCAGCAUAUCGUUAUUGGAGUUGGAGUGAGGUCAAUUGAAGUAGGCUACAUAUGUUCCCAUCUGUUUCGAAAUGACUGUUGUGAGCCUACUUUAGACAAGCCUAGUUCCCUACGCACUCCCACCCUCCCUCCUUUUUGUUUUUUUAUCUUCAUUAACAGUGCUAGUCUGCUUAUGAACUGAAUUUCGAAUCUUGUAUUUGGACGGACAUCUUACUAAUUCGCUCGUAUGAUUUGAUUUUCAUCCUCCACUGCAGGCUUUGAUCCGGAAGUGGGCCCCUGUAGCCAUUGUCCUCGGAGUUGUCAUCCUCCUCUUUUGGGUGCGGAAGAAAAUUUGGUGAUGUACUGAUAUACCAUCUGCUUGAAGUUUCCAAGCUCUAUUUUAGUUUCUCCAGAUUUGUACGUUGACCGAAGCUGCUUGUUGGGAACUUUUCCCACCAGAAACCUGAUGUUGAGUGCCUGGUCCUCUCGAACGUUUUUAAAAGACUCAUUUUUAUAGGCGACUUGCAAUUUUUGGUUUACAGUAUGAUUCAAGUUACACAGUACAGGCGUUGUGAGUACCUUAUAUGGAUGGGACAACAUGCCAUUUGGAGAUUUGAUAGAAAUGAAAUUGGUUUAGUAGCCAAAACAUGUAUGAGAAGUGGGCAUUUCUCACAACUGAGCUAGACAUAGAUUCUAUUCGGUGUUUGUGUGUUUCGCUCAUCGCAUACGAUAGACGCUUAAAUACUGCUGUAUGCCAUGUCACCUGUGGAAUCUCUUCAUUGUGUUUAGAAUUCAAAAGAACAAUAGCUUUGCAUA
This is a messenger RNA of Rhododendron vialii, 2091 nucleotides long. RefSeq names its product 25.3 kDa vesicle transport protein SEC22-1-like. Gene Ontology annotation, biological process: vesicle fusion with Golgi apparatus; retrograde vesicle-mediated transport, Golgi to endoplasmic reticulum; endoplasmic reticulum to Golgi vesicle-mediated transport. Gene Ontology annotation, molecular function: SNAP receptor activity. The coding region runs from base 320 to 931 and encodes 203 amino acids. The transcript is spliced from 6 exons. Gene Ontology annotation, cellular component: Golgi membrane; endoplasmic reticulum membrane; ER to Golgi transport vesicle membrane. The record is from RefSeq and is a predicted model, not a curated record. NCBI's taxonomy places the organism in Eukaryota, Viridiplantae, Streptophyta, Magnoliopsida, Ericales, Ericaceae.